CUGUAUAUUACCUGUGAGUAUUGGUCCGCCCUUCCAUGGAGUUCCAGGUCUGUCUACGCCCACUCUGUGCUUGUUCUCCCCAUGUAGUCGCUGGUCUUUCGCUGCAAACCUUGCGCUUACUGGGGCUGAAAUGCUGCACGCCACCUUCAGCAAUGUCUCAAUUCGGGCACUGCCCGCUCUGGCAGCUAUAUUCCUACACAGGAAGGACAAGGAGCGUCGAGAAAAGAGACCAAAAAGUUGGAGGAGAGAAUUUCAUCCAUACUAUAACCUGAGUGUGAAAGUACUGAGAGCCAGGAAUAUACAUGGAGCUGAUCUGUUAUCUGAGGCAGAUUGCUUUGUGCAGUUACGGCUCCCCACAGCAUCUCCUUCUACUUCCAGGACCAGUGUUGUGUAUAAUUCCAGUGACCCAGAAUGGAAUGAAACCUUCCACUAUCGAAUUUAUGGUGCAGUCAAGAACAUUCUCGAGCUCACCCUAUAUGACCGAGAUGUUGUAAUGGAUGACGAGCUGUCCUGUGUUGUCUUUGAUUUAGGAAAUGUUAAGCCAGGGCAAGUAACCAAGCGUAAUUUCAAGCUUGAUCCAAAGGCUGAAGAAGUUUUGGAAGUUGAGUUUCACCUAGAGGAAAGCUCGGAUCCCCCUGCUCAAAUUAUUACCAAUGGAGUACUUGUGGCUCAUCCCUGCCUUUGUGUUGAAGGACAGUUACACGGCACAGCAAAGCAAAACGUAGAAAAAAGAAAUGGGCUCCUAAAGAUGUGUAUGCCUGGGUCAUAUGAAAAGCAAAUAAGCCUGCCAGCGUCUCAGGAAAAUGACAUUCAAUUUGUUUUUCAUGUGAACAAAGAUCAGAGCCCUAAAUUAGACCUUUAUCUACAGCAGAGUCUGCGAGUGGGACAGGAUGACAUGGCACCAGAGAUGGACAAGCAGACUUUUCUGAAAGGUGAAGGAUCCAUAUCUAUUUCAUCACUUCCUGUUGAUCAGGAAGUAGAAAUCAGCAUCCCACUUUCCAAGGCGGAAAAAGUCGAGAUGAGUUUGAAAGCAGAGGAUAGUUUUCCUGAACUUGAUCUGCGCCUGGGUUUUGAGCUGUCUGAGGGGGAGAGGGACUUCCUGAAGAAGAGAAAACCAAUUGUAACAAAAGCUUUGAAGGAGGUUCUAGAGCUGAGCAAAGCUCCCAACUCUGAUGAGCUUCCCGUAAUUGCUGUUUUGGGCUCGGGAGGAGGAACACGAGCAAUGGUAUCAUUUUAUGGGAGCCUGUCUGGUCUGCAGGACCUCAAACUCCUAGACACCCUCACAUAUAUCUCUGGAAUAUCUGGAUCCACCUGGUGCAUGUCCACUCUUUAUGAGGAUCCUUAUUGGUCGGAGAACGAUCUUCAUGGUCCAAUCAGUAGGGCCAGAAAAUCUGUGACAUCCAGUAAGGCUGGAGCAUUUUCUUUUGAGAGACUCAAACACUGUACACAGGAACUGAUGGCCAUGGAAAAAGAGGGGCAUAAAGUCAACUUUACAGACUUUUGGGGGCUUGUGAUAGAAUAUUUUCUGCACCAGCAGGGGAAUCCAGCAAAGCUGUCAGACCAGCAGGUGUGUGUCUCCAGUGGUCAAAAUCCCUAUCCAAUUUAUGCGGGAGUCAAUGUCAGAGUGAACAUCAAUGUAGGAGACUUUUCAGAAUGGUGUGAGUUUACCCCACAUGAAAUUGGAUUUCGGAAAUAUGGGGCCUUUGUACGCACAGAAGACUUUGGCAGUGAAUUUUUCAUGGGGCAUCUAAUCCACAGGAGAAAGGAGCCCAAAAUCUGUUAUCUGCAAGGUGUCUGGGGUAGUGCCUUUGCAGCUAAUCUUGAUGAAAUAUGGGCCACGGCUGCUGGGACUGGAAUCAGAUGGCUCAGCUCUCUUACCGAUGUUAUCAAAGUGAUAGAUGACUGCCGAAGGUUACAUUUUCACAACCCCAACCGGCUGCAAACUCGACUGGUGAUGCCAGCUGGAAUCGUAUCCAACAUCUUCCAAGAUUUCUUCAAGUCCCGAUUCACAGCUGGAGAGAGGUACAACUUUAUACAAGGACUCUACCUCUACAAGAACUAUGUAGGCAUCCGAGAGUUUGUUGCCUGGAAAGGCAAUCACCUUGAUGCAUUCCCCAAUCACCUGACCCCUAUGGAGGAGAAUCUGUACCUGGUGGACGGAGGUUUGGCUAUCAACUCUCCAUUCCCACUUGUGUUGCAACCUGAGAGAGAAGUGGAUGUUAUUCUGUCAUUUAACUAUUCAUGGGAUGCUCCAUUUAAGGUUCUGCACCAGACCUCUCAGUACUGCAGGGAGCGAGGUAUCCCUUUCCCUGAUAUCACCAUAAGUGAAGAAGAUGAGAAACAGCUUAAGGAGUGUUAUGUAUUCAUGGACCCACAGGAUCCUAGAUCCCCUAUAGUCCUUCACUUCCCAAUGGUGAAUGAAACUUUCUGCAGAUACAAAGCACCAGGGUUUGAACGGGAGACUGAGGAGGAGAAAUCUUUUGGAAACGUCGUCUUAUCAGGAAACGAGUCUCCUUACAGGACAAAGAACUUCACGUAUGAGCCAAAUCACUUUGACCAGCUUGUUGAGGUGAACAAAUACAACGUCCUGAACAACCAGCACCAGAUUGCAGAGGCACUGAGGACUGCUCUAAGUCGCAGAAAGCAAAGAACAGCGAGGCCACAUCUUAAAAAACAUAUGGUUGGAUAAAAUAUUAAUUGACUUCAUUUAGACGUCCAUUGAACAACUUUUUAAGAGACUAAGAGGUGGGGGGACAGGUUUCAUGAAGUGUUAGAGAUAUUUUGGAUCUUUGAUUUUAGGAGGUAAUCUCCAGAUGGUGAAGUAAUUAUUUUUUUUCAUAGUGUGUUACUGGUUGAAUGAUAUAUUUUAGUAUGAUGGUUGGAAUUAUUUAUUAUUCCAAAGUAUUAUUACCUGCAAUGCACAUGGGCAAUCACAAAAUGCCUUGAUUGCAAAAAAUGCACUUAAUACAUUACUAGUUAGGAAAGAUAAGCUGCUAGUUCAAAUAUAAAUUUUAUUAGUCCACUUAGUUCAAAUAUACAUUUUAUUAGUCCACUUAGUUCAAAUGUAAAUUUUAAUCAGUCCACUUAGUGUUAAAGAUAAAAAAGCCACUGUUUUUUUUUUUUUUACUUGUUUUGAGCUAGUGGAACUUUCCAACCCUGCUAAUAUGUCUAUAUGUAUAUAGUUGAAUGUGUGUAUGUAUCUUAUAUAUAUAUAUAACAUAAUUUAUGUAAGAACUUACCUGAUAAAUUCAUUUCUUUCAUAUUAGCAAGAGUCCAUGAGCUAGUGACGUAUGGGAUAUACAUUCCUACCAGGAGGGGCAAAGUUUCCCAAACCUCAAAAUGCCUAUAAAUACACCCCUCACAACACCCACAAAUCAGUUUAACGAAUAGCCAAGAAGUGGGGUGAUAAGAACAAAGUGCGAAAGCAUAAAAAAUAAGGAAUUGGAAAUAAUUGUGUUUUAUACAAAAAAAUCAUAACCACCACAAAAAAGGGGUGGGCCUCAUGGACUCUUGCUAAUAUGAAAGAAAUGAAUUUAUCAGGUAAGUUCUUACAUAAAUUAUGUUUUCUUUCAUGUAAUUAGCAAGAGUCCAUGAGCUAGUGACGUAUGGGAUAAUGACUACCCAAGAUGUGGAUCUUUCCACGCAAGAGUCACUAGAGAGGGAGGGAUAAAAUAAAGACAGCCAAUUCCUGCUGAAAAUAAUCCACACCCAAAAUAAAGUUUAAAUGAAAACAUAAGCAGAAGAUUCAAACUGAAACAGCUGCCUGAAGUACUUUUCUACCAAAAACUGCUUCAGAAGAAGAAAACACAUCAAAAUGGUAGAAUUUAGUAAAAGUAUGCAAAGAGGACCAAGUUGCUGCUUUGCAAAUCUGAUCAACCGAAGCUUCAUUCCUAAACGCCCAGGAAGUAGAAACUGACCUAGUAGAAUGAGCUGUAAUCCUUUGAGGCGAAGUUUUACCCGACUCGACAUAAGCAUGAUGAAUUUUUCAACCAGGAUGCCAAAGAAAUGGCAGAGGCCUUCUGACCUUUCCUAGAACCGGAAAAGAUAACAAAUAGACUAGAAGUCUUUCGGAAAGUCUUAGUAGCUUCAACAUAAUAUUUCAAAGCUCUAACCACAUCCAAAGAAUGCAAUGAUUUCUCCUUAGAAUUAUUAGGAUUAGGACAUAAUGAAGGAACCACAAUCUCUCUACUAAUGUUGUUGGAAUUCACAACCGUAGGUAAAAAUUCAAAAGAAGUUCGCAACACCGCCUUAUCCUGAUGAAAAAUCAAAAAAGGAGGCUCACAAGAAAGAGCAGAUAAUUCAGAAACUCUUCUGGCAGAAGAGAUGGCCAAAAGGAACAAAACUUUCCAAGAAAGUAAUUUAAUGUCCAAUGAAUGCAUAGGUUCAAACGGAGGAGCUUGAAGAGCCCCCAGAACCAAAUUCAAACUCCAAGGAGGAGAAAUUGACUUAAUAACAGGCUUUAUACGCACCAAAGCUUGUACAAAACAAUGAAUAUCAGGAAGAUUAGCAAUCUUUCUGUGAAAAAGAACAGAAAGAGCAGAGAUUUGUCCUUUCAAGGAACUUGCAGAAAAACCUUUAUCCAAACCAUCCUGAAGAAACUGUAAAAUUCUUGGAAUUCUAAAAGAAUGCCAGGAAAAAUGAUGAAAAAGACACCAAGAAAUAUAAGUCUUCCAGACUCUAUAAUAUAUCUCCCUAGAUACAGAUUUACGAGCCUGUAACAUAGUAUUAAUCACAGAGUCAGAGAAACCUCUUUGACUAAGAAUCAAGCGUUGGAAAAAAGGACCUUGAGACAGAAGGUCUGGUCUUAACGGAAGAGUCCAUGGUUGGCAAGAAGCCAUCCGGACAAGAUCUGCAUACAAAAACCUGUGAGGCCAUGCUGGAGCUACCAGCAGAACAAACGAGCAUUCCUUCAGAAUUUUGGAGAUCACUCUUGGAAGAAGAACUAGAGGCGGAAAGAUAUAGGCAGGAUGAUACUUCCAAGGAAGUGACAAUGCAUCCACUGCUUCCGCUUGAGGAUCCCUGGAUCUGGACAGAUACCUGGGAAGUUUCUUGUUUAGAUGAGAGGCCAUCAGAUCUAUUUCUGGAAGCCCCUACAUUUGAACAAUCUGAAGAAAUACCUCUGGGUGAAGAGACCAUUCGCCCGGAUGCAA
Messenger RNA from Bombina bombina (fire-bellied toad), 5150 nucleotides. RefSeq names its product phospholipase A2 group IVF (gene PLA2G4F). The transcript has 20 exons. Gene Ontology annotation, molecular function: calcium-dependent phospholipid binding; calcium ion binding. The coding region runs from base 131 to 2689 and encodes 852 amino acids. NCBI's taxonomy places the organism in Eukaryota, Metazoa, Chordata, Amphibia, Anura, Bombinatoridae. The record is from RefSeq and is a predicted model, not a curated record. Gene Ontology annotation, biological process: glycerophospholipid catabolic process. Gene Ontology annotation, cellular component: cytosol.